Trichobilharzia szidati is the source of this 769-nucleotide messenger RNA. The record is from the annotation of a GenBank genome assembly. NCBI's taxonomy places the organism in Eukaryota, Metazoa, Platyhelminthes, Trematoda, Strigeidida, Schistosomatidae.
AAACAAGUUUAUAAUAUUAUCAAGCCAACCUAUCUAUCUACCUGCCUACAUGGGAUCACGUGUCCAAAAAUAUGUCCAAAGCGUUCUGUUGUUGUUAUACGACUGUCCCCAGUUAUCCAAAAACUUAAAUACUUAUAUACAUAUGUAUAUAUAAAUUUACAAUUUAUCGAAGUAGGUCACAGUAUAAAACUUUACACUAUUCGAUAAACAACGCAUUAUGUCCCAGUGCCUGGAGUUUAACCAGCUUACCGUAUUGUUCAUGCUUAUUCAUAUUGGAAUAUUAACUGAAACAAGCGUCGUACCAGUAGCAUAUAUACCAGAUGAAACAAUCGUAAAACCCUGUAGAUCUGGUACAGCUGAUUGUAUGUUUGGUGAUUGUAAAAAAAUUUGGAUGAGAAAAGGUAAACAACGUCAUAUCAUUAUUCAGUGUCAUUGUUGGCCUGGAUAUAGCGGGGACUGGUGUAAUAUCUAUCCACCAGAACGUAUGCCAUGGAGAGGUCUACUGAGAACAGAAGGCAAAGAUGAAAUCACUCCAGUUAUUGAAGGCAGACGAAAAUUUCGUUCAUUACUCGACACAUGGAAUGAAUUAAAUAUUCAGUAUGCUGGUUUCUUAAUCGAGAAAGAUAGUAUUAUUAAUAAUAAUAAUAUUACCGCAGCUGAUCGAUUGCUGAAUAGAUUUAUCCUGUUUGAGAAAAGUUUAUCAGAUAAAGAAGGGAAAACUGAUGAAUAAAUAAUAAUGAUUUGACUUCCUGGAUUGUAAAGAGUAACG